Molecule: messenger RNA, 1233 nt
Organism: Colletotrichum truncatum
Lineage: Eukaryota; Fungi; Ascomycota; Sordariomycetes; Glomerellales; Glomerellaceae
Source: RefSeq, a predicted model, not a curated record
AUGGACUUUCUUCGACGAGGACGGUUCUCAAAUGGGCCGGAUAUUGAGCAGCAGGCGUUGGCUGGACCAUCCGCGCAACCGGAAAUGCGGGAAGAUUCUCGAUCUCGACCAAGGCGUCUGCCUGGAACACGGCCUGCCUCGUCUACGAGAAGACAUCCUGGCGGCAGGAUGCAGCGACUCGAUGAUGGCGAGGCCGACAGCCCAAAAACCCCACAGUUUAACUUGGGUUUGCCGACACUACCAGGCACCCGGUUGAAUCUUCCACAUCUGACAAGGACUUGGACGAGUGGUUCCACCGGCUCAGACUCGCGUCCUAACCCAGAACAACCAGCUCCCAGCCGAUCAGUGACCGAACCGCUUCCCGAACCGUACCUGAUGAGAGCAGGUGGAUCGCAGGAUGCUUCAGUCGCUAUCCCCCCACCCAUAGCUCAGCGUGCCCGAUCAGAAUCGCACAGACGGACAAGGAGAUUCACAGGGCCGGAUCCAGCAGAGAUGCAUUUGGCACAAAUGGCCCAAGAAGGACGCAGACGAAGACGACAAGGGCAGCGCAAUCAUCAAGAUGAUGGUGAUGAGGGGCACCCGAAAAGGUUCCUACUUUGUCUCCCCUGGGUAAAAUCGCGACGCAUGCGAUCGCAAAUUUUUAGAUGCUUAAUCUCAGGAAGUUUCUUAGCACUGUUGUUGGCUGUUUACCUCGCACUUUCUCUCACGCAAAACAUUCGAAGCAGCGAAUUUACGGUGCUUCUGAUACUUAUCAUUUUGUUCACCACAAUAUUUUUCUGCCAUGGCUUGAUUCGGCUUUGUAUGCUCAUCAUCCGACCACGCCCCGACGAGGAAGCCAGACCAUCGAUGCCCCAACUUAUAGCCCCUGGCGGUUAUGCGGUGCCUCGGGAGCCUAUCAGAGUCGUGCUGGCGCGCGAUGAAGAAGAUCAAAGCGAAGUGAAUGAAGCAAUCAAGGCUCAACCACCGGCCUAUGGCCUCUGGAGAGAAAGUGUGCGGGUCGACCCUAACAGAAUAUACUGGCAGCGGAAUCCAAACGCAGUAUCGAAUGAGGGACCUUCAAGGUCCAGAGAGGCCAGUAGUGGGCCACGGCCGCCGUCAUACGCAUCUGAAGACGGAGUAAGUUACGUCGUUGACGCUCGACCCCGGUCAGUUGCGCCUGUGGUGACGGAAGUCCCACUCCCGCCGCAUCCUUCCGAAGUCGGGAGAAUGAAUGAUCGGCGAGCUCCGUGGUGA